Messenger RNA from Cyprinus carpio (common carp), 5576 nucleotides. Its product is annotated as protein phosphatase 1, regulatory subunit 10. Gene Ontology annotation, cellular component: nucleus. Gene Ontology annotation, molecular function: metal ion binding. The record is from RefSeq and is a predicted model, not a curated record. Lineage: Eukaryota; Metazoa; Chordata; Actinopteri; Cypriniformes; Cyprinidae.
UCCCGCCCUUCCAGAGCAUUCCUGGAUUUGUCUGAGGUAAGUGUCGUGUCGGAGGGCGGUUCUCUACUUUUUGCGAUUUAAAAGACGAUUUUUACCCCAAAGUCUGGCUACCACAUCAGUUUUUUAUCAGCAAAAACGACCUUUCGAUCAUUCUCUGGAUUUCCACCGCCAGUUACUCGUUUUCUCUAACGUCUCUUUGUGCUGUUGUUUCGUUUCAGGUCUGAGUCGGUCUCAGUGAAGAUCUGGCGUCGAGGAUUUUUCAACUGUGCGAAGAUCAAACCCCAAAAAACUAAAUUUUUCUACUCGAGUAACGGACAUUCGCUUACUACUACUUUUUUUUGCUCCAGAUUGUUCAAGAAGGAAAAGCUCAAUUUCAGCCACCACAAUCCCGCCCAUUAUGCCAUUUUUCAGCCAAUAAUGCUAAAGUCAUGACAGUUUACGUUCUCUUAAACUGUUAAAAAGCUGAAAAUUGUUGCUGUUAAGCACAAUAUAUUAAUAGCAACCCGAGACGCAGAGGAGAGGUUUUAAUAGUAAGUGUUCUUUCAAACCAAUUUGAAUCGAAGCUACGUAACAGUUGAGCAGUUGUCUGUGUUGAAAGUGAUUCCAGAUAUAAAUAGAGAUUAUAUGUACCGAGCGUGGCGACCUAAAUGCGCCACGGUUUCUAGAAGCAGACAGCAUGCUGAGAUAAAGCGAGACUAGUGUAUGAGCUCACACCGCAAAGCCGAGCAGCAGCUUCAACGCCCUGCUCCUCUUUGUGUGUGAGACGGAGCAAUCCUAAUGAUUAUUAAAGUACCGAUAAACCAUCGAAUAAUAAGCUAGCCAUCGCUAGUCAUAAGCAAUCUGUACAUAAAGAUUGCCAUAGGCAGAGUCAGGAAGUGACAGCAUUUAAUUUGGGCUUUUUAUAAACUGCAUUCUUUUCAGAGGAGAGCUCACUGGAACAAUCAACGCAAUCUGCACAUAAAGAUUGCCGAGUGGCGCCUGUGGAUUUAGCCGAACGGGGGAAAAAAAAGACUGAAAUGCAACUUUUUAUUCAUAAUAAUGUCGUUAGGUGUUUUUUAGUUGGCGGAACUGGAUACCGUUGAGCUAGUUUGGUGAAAUAAACCUCCCUAGGCAGUGAUAAUUUAUAAAAAUGCAUAGCAAUCUGACUAUAAAGAUUGCUUUUUUUUGUAUUGAGUGCGUAACGUUAGGGUAUUAUUUGUCUUGUCGACUUUGCUUUAAAAAUGGCGGACGGGUUGUCUUUUGCUCGGAUCACUCGAGGCAAUGGUGGCUUUGUUUUUCUGACUGGAUCUACGGGAAACGCUGUAGCUCGGAACGGCUGUCUCGCGUCGCCAUCAUCACCGUAUACAGCUCGAGGUAUCGUCUUAAUAUCCGUGAGUCGCUAGCGGGGUAAAUAUAGUAGCGCUCUUUAAACGAGCGAGACGAAUGCUAGGCGGGGGAAACAUAGCCGUUGUGUUUUUAAAAACUUGUUGGAAUUCAAAGAUGGCGACCGGGCAACCGUUCUGUCGAGUGCAGCGCGUACCCGAAGGCAAGUGGCGAAAGCUAGUGGGCGUGGUUUAUCUAUGGCUUCAGCCAACCAGAGGAGCCGCUGUCAGCUGCUAUAUGAGAGAGGGAGACUUCGACAGAUGGCGAAUCAAAUCCUCCUGUGGCCACUAUUGAGCAGAUGCAGAAAUUCAUAUCACCGGCCUUUAGUCAGAACAACACUGGAUGCUUUGUGUUGACGAGUUCUAACACAAAACCUUUGGGCAAUUAGCUUAAAGAUGUCAGUUGUCCAUGUAACACUGGAUUAAAAAAAGUGAAAUAAGCAGCUAUGGCCGUGGGCCCGGUGGACCCCAGAGAGGUGCUGAAAGGAGUUGAAGCUCUGCUGGGGAAAGAUGGAGAGCUACGAAGCCUUGAGGGAGUUGCUAAAGUCUUCAGUCUCAUGAAGGCCUCGCAUAAAAUGGUCAGCAGAUGCAUGUAUCUGAACAUCUUACUGCAGACAAAAUCACAUGAUGUACUUAAUCGUUUCAUUCGAGUUGGAGGCUACAAGUUGUUGAACUCUUGGCUCACCUACUCAAAGACCACCACCAACACCCCCCUGCUGCAGCUCAUACUGCUCACCCUGCAGAAACUCCCCCUGACUGUGGACCACCUCAAACAGAACAACACAGCCAAGCUGGUGAAACAUCUGAGCAAGAGCGGCGAGACAGAAGAGCUGAGGAAGCUGGCGUCAGUGCUGGUGGAAGGCUGGAUGGCUAUUAUUCGCUCUCAGAGCGUCUCCAGUGCAGCAUCACCCAAUGACAAGAAACGGAAAAAGGAGGAUGGAAAAGCGCGUCCAGAGGUGAAGCCCAGAGAAAAGGCAGCAGAUGAGGAGAAGAAGAAAGACAAACCAAAAGCUUAUGCUCCAAGUCACGCAAAGAUCCGUUCUACAGGUUUGGAGGUAGAGAGUCCAGCUCCAGUUCCUGUAAAGAAAACCCCCCCUGCACCACAACUUGGAGACAAAUACAACAUCAAGCCAGCGGUUCUUAAAAGACCAAACACAUCGCCGACUGACGCACCACCAGUGGAGAAGAAGUACAAGCCCCUUAACACCACCCCCAACUCUGCCAAAGAGAUCAAAGUCAAACUUAUACCCCCACAGCCGAUGGAAGCCACUGGAUUUUUGGAUGCCCUCAACUCCGCUCCAGUGCCUGGCAUCAAGAUCAAGAAAAAGAAAACAAAAGCAGUUUCCCCUACCACUAACAAGCCCUGUCCGUUUGACAACAGGCCACAGUCAUACUCGGGCACACAGGCCAAACCGUCUUCCCCUGAGACGCCCUCAUCUCAGACUCCCCCUCAUGAGAACAAAAACAAGAACCAGACCAGCACGCCACUCCCCCGCACCGAGGACCCUGAUGCCAUGGAAACCGGUGAUAAACCCAAUGCUCUGGCUGAACCUCGCGGUGAGGAGGAGAGUCUGACUAAGAAAGGAAAGAAAAAGAAAAGUGUUCGUUGGGCGGAAGAGGAUCAUCUCAAAGAAUACUUCUACUUUGACCUGGAUGAGACUGAGAGAGUGAAUGUUAAUAAAAUUAAGGACUUCGGUGAGGCGGCUAAACGGGAGCUGAUGAUGGACAGGCAGACGUUUGAAAUGGCUCGUCGUCAUUCUCACGACACCAUGGAGGAGAGGGUGCCCUGGACUCUUCCGCGACCCUUGACCCUCGUAGGCAGUCUGGUCAUUCCAGGUUCCAGCAGCAGAGAGAAGAUGACCCAGAGAGACCGAGAGAUGGGCAUUCUGCAGGAGAUCUUCCUCAGCAAAGAGAGUGUUCCAGACAGUCCUCAUGAGCCAGACCCUGAGCCGUAUGAGCCCAUGCCUCCUCGUCUCAUCCCAUUGGAUGAGGACAGCAGUAUGGAGGAGAAUUACAUGGAGCCGGCUGAGGCUGCUGCCUCUGGUGGCUCUUCAGGCUCUAAUGAAGGCUCCAAGCUGCCUCCUGUUCUAGCUAACCUCAUGGGAAGUCUGGGCAACAGCGGCCGCAGCCCUCAGGCGCAAGGCAACGCCCCACCAGCCAAUAAUAACCCUGCUGUUAAUGUGCAGGAACUACUCUCAUCUAUUAUGGGUGCUCAGGGAUCUAAUCAGUCUCCAGAGGACCUGAUCAAACAGCCUGAUUUCUCAGAUAAGAUCAAGCAGCUUUUGGGUUCCCUGCAACAGAACCAGAACCAGAAUCAGAACCAGCCUGCUAAUGCUCCGCCAAUGAACACGGGUCUGCUUGGCCAUGGCCCCGGCAUGAACAUGAACAACAUGAACAACAUGCCGAUGCCCAUGAAUGGGGGUUUCCCUCCAAACAAGCCCCCUGGACCACAUUUUAACCAUCCUCCUCCUCCUCCUCCCCACGGCCAUGGACCACCUUUUAACCCCGGUGGCCCACGCAUGAUGGGUCCUCCGCCCGGUCCACAGGGCCGCGGGGCGGACAAUGGCAACUACUGGGGCGACGACUCCAUGAGAGGAGGCCCACACCGGGGAGGACACUUCCACCGGGGCAGAGGGAGAGGAGGAGACCCAGGCUUCAGAGGACGAGGUGGACGCGGAGGACCACGUGGGGGACACAACAACAUGGGCGACAUGUCAAAGAGGCCAGUGUGUCGCCAUUUCAUGAUGAAAGGAAAUUGUCGGUAUGAAAAUAACUGUGCGUUUUACCACCCCGGUGUAAACGGCCCACCGCUUCCUCCCCAGCACGGACACUAACACACUGAAAACUGCUGUUCCUUGAACUCACCACUAGUGGGCAACAGGACUCGAAAUGAGCCUCGUGUACAGGAACUGAAACGGGAUGUUUGCGUCUGUGACGGCACAAUCCCACCUACUUCCUCCGACUGUACAGUUGCUUCAUCAGGAUCUGAACAUUAAUAGUUUCUUCUCCAUUUUACACUAAUUCCCCUCAUCUGGAAAGCUGUGAGAAGAUCUGAGAUCCUCUAUGACGAGUCAGACAGUGUCUAAACACAUUACUUGAUUCUGCGGCCUACAUGUAAAUAGUGAUUCCUGGAGAUGGAGAUUGAUAUGUAUAUUUUUAUUGUGAUUCUGUGUAUUACUGACCUGACUGCUAAAGAUUGUACUACAUAACUGUAACCACUAGGACAAGGUGUAAAUAAUGGUCUUCAGCCAGUGGUGUACAGUGACUUAAGCUUCUCCUGGUGGCCAAAACACAAGAUACUGGAUGUGCAGUUUUCAAAAUUAUAAUCAGCACGUCAGUUAUUAGUGCAACUCAGAUUUGCGUAAUGAAAUGUGCACUUCCAAAAGAUAUUAGAGCACAGAAAUUUUAUUUUAGGAUUCUUCUGGUUGAAUGCAGUCCCUCUGAAGUUGCCGUACUGUUUGAUGUUUUACUUCGAAGAGGGAGAAACCAUACUUCUAUGAAAUGUGUAGAUGCUGUCAAAUCUACAGAUCUGAAUCACACAUGGUCCUUCUUUUUUCAUUUCAUGAUUUUUAGUUUCAAAAAUACUCUGAAAUGCAUCCAUGAAUUGGCAUUAUGUUCACUGUACGCCCCAAAUUGGAAAUACUAUAGGGAUAGAUACUAUUCAGACCCAUUACCUUUUGCAUCUGGACACAAAAUACAGCAUUUUUGAAGUCCCACUUAAUACUUGAAUUGAUACAUUGUGAUGGAAAGUGAUCCUAGCCUGCUAAAGAAAUAUUAACUGUUGUUCUGUGUCGUGUGACAAUCAGGAGAAUUAGUGAUGAUUUCCUACUUGAUGUUGAUGCUAUGGUUUGCUGUGCGUUCAUGUUCUCGGACCCGUGUGGGUCUGUCCUGCUCUAUCAGUGUUCAGCUGAGCCUAACCCGGGCUACAAACCACUAUCAAGGCCAGACGUAUUCAGGUGUUUUCUGUGAAAACAGUGGCCAUUGUCUCUUGUGGGACUCGAUUUUCUUUUUCAUUUUUUUUGUUGAAUCCACUAUUUUCCCAUGAUUUUAUUUUGAUACAAGUCUGAUGAUUUUUUUUUUCUUUCUUUUUUUAUUUUUUCUAUUAUUGUUGGAGAGAUGUCUAUGUGUUAGAGCACCGCAUAAACACAAUAAAAGGCACAUUCAGAAAUGUAAGGUGUUUUUCUAAUUGUAAAUUAAUAAACGUUAUGAAAUUCA